AUGAAGUUUUGUACGGAGUUUGUGCAAACCGAAAGAAUAAAGAUCAAUCGCUUUUACGGCAUACUGAAGGCAGAAUUCAGGGAAUUCAUCACUCCCUCGAAAUGUGAAACCCUUGAUGAGCUUAUUAAUCUGGCGCGGGAUAGAGAAAUAGAAAUCAAGAGGCAAGAAGAACGUGGUGAAAAGAGACCAAAUGAAAAGAGUGGAAGUUCGACUCCGACUAAAAAGGGGAAGUAUCAAGAGCAAGGAAGAAAGGAUAAGUCGAAGAGUGGUAUCACGCCUUGCAAGACUUGUGGAAAACUACAUACGGGGGAAUGCUUGUUAGGCAAAAAGGGAUGCUAUAAAUGUGGUAAAGAAGGGCAUUCGUCUUAUCAAUGUCCAACUAGCCCGAAGACUUGCUUCAAUUGUUUCGAAAAGGGGCAUAUCAAAUCUGAAUGCCCAAAACUUCAGCAAGAGUCGAGAAAAGAGGAUAAGAAGCAAGAAGGUUCUAGGGCCAAAGGGAGAAUGUUCCAAAUUACAUCCGAAGAAGCCAAGUCUCACCCGAAUGUGAUUUCAGGUAUCUUUUUACUAAACUCCAUACCAGUUUAUGUUCUGUUCGAUACUGGAGCUACUAUGUCAUUUAUUUCGAAUGAAAUCAUACAACAUCUGUCCUUUAAGAUCGAACGAAUGCCAAUGCCUCUAGAAGUAGAAAUAGCCGAUAGUAAGAUCUAUAUGUUACACGAGGUGUGUAGAAACUGCAAAUUCACUAUAGAAGAUGAGGAAUUUGACAUCGACCUCAUACCUAUGGUUUUGGGGGAAUUUAAAAUGAUUGUGGGGAUGGAUUGGUUGGCGCGACACCAUGUGGAGAUUGAUUGUGAAAAUAAGGUAAUGCUCAUCCAAGCUCCAAGUGGAAGACAAUUGAGUAUUCAAGGAGAGAGAAAUGUAGAAACCAAGUUGUGCACCUUGGUCCAAGCUUUCAAAUACGUACUUAACGGGAGUAGAGCAUACCUAGCUUAUGUAGUAGAUGCCCGACAAACCCUCCCGAAGCUUGAAGACGUUGAGACCGUGAAUGAAUUUCCGGAUGUAUUUCCGGAAGAAUUGUCGGGACUCCCACCCGAGAGAGAAAUAGAGUUUCGCAUCGAAGUAAAUCCGGGUGCGAAACCCGUUGCAAAGGCCCCCUACAGACUUGCUCCCACCGAGAUGCGCGAAUUAAUGACACAACUACAAGAUCUUCUAGAUAAGGGUUUCAUACGCCCGAGUGUGUCGCCUAGGGGAGCACCUGUCUUAUUUGUUAAGAAGAAAGACGGUCAUGUCGUUUGGAUUGACGCACGCGCCGUCGCGUUUAUGGAUCUUAUGAACCGGGUGUGCCGACCCAUGUUAGGCAAAUCGGUAAUCGUGUUCAUAGAUGAUAUCUUAGUCUAUUCGCGAAGCAAAGCCGAGCAUGCAAAGCAUUUGCGUGAAGUACUCGAAAUUCUCCGCAAGGAGAAACUUUACGCAAAAUUUCCGAAAUGCGCCUUCUGGCUCAGGGAGGUACAGUUUCUAGGCCACGUGAUCAAUGCGGAAGGUGUUUUAGUAGAUCCGUCAAAGAUUGAUGCCGAUUUCUCGAAGAUAGCUCUACCCUUAACCAGAUUAACGAGAAGGAAAGAAAAGUUUGUAUGGGGUAAGGAACAGGAAGAGGCCUUUCGUAUACUGAAGGAGAAAUUGUCGAGUCCUCCGGUCCUGACGUUACCAGAUGGGACUGAAGAUCUGGUUGUUUAUUCAGAUGCUUCACAGCAAGGGUUAGGUUGUGUUUUGAUGCAAAGGGGAAAGGUUAUUGCAUAUGCUUCGCGGCAACUAAAGCCUCACGAGCGAAGAUGGUUAGAACUGAUUAAGGACUAUGAUUGUGACAUCCUUUAUCACCCGGGAAAAGCGAAUGAGGUGGCUGAUGCACUAAGCCGAAAAGGGACUCCACCUCCAAUUCGUGUGAAGUCCAUGAAAAUGAUAGUUACUCCACAAUUACUUGAGAUGAUACGGGAUUCCCAAAGGAAGUCGCUUGCAGCAGAAGACUCAAAGAAAGAAAGGUUAAAAGGUGUGGCCGAUAAGCUGGAAGAAAGCCCGACCGGACUUAAGAUGAGGUUCGGCCGAGUUUGGAUACCGCGUUUCUGCGAAGUCAAGACCGCGAUACUUGAAGAAGCUCAUAAAUCACGAUAUUCGGUUCACCCCGGGGCUACAAAGAUGUAUCGAGAUUUGAAGGCCAAUUAUUGGUGGCCGGGCAUGAAACGCGAUAUCGUAAAGUAUGUCGCAAAAUGCUUAACGUGCUCUCAAGUAAAAGCGGAACAUCAAAAGCCCUACGGGGAAUCACAACCUUUGGGGAUACCGUUGUGGAAAUGGGAGGAACUAACAAUGGAUUUAGUAACCAAGCUUCCAAGAACGAAAAAGGGGCAUGAUAAAAUAUGGUUGAGAAAAUGUCUCGCGGAUGAUACUGCGCUAGUACCUCUCGAUGACAUCGAGUUAGACGAGGGAUUGAAUUAUGUUGAGAGACCCAUAGCUAUUAAAGACGUUAACGUGAAGAAUCUCCGCAACAAAGCUGUUAAACAAGUGUUGGUGCAAUGGCAGCACAGAAAGGGUUCAGAACUUACAUGGGAAGUAGAAGACGAAAUGAGGAAGCACUAUCCGUUUCUCUUUGGUAUGACAUUAAUUGAUUAG
Messenger RNA from Helianthus annuus (common sunflower), 2661 nucleotides. RefSeq lists its product as uncharacterized. The transcript is spliced from 5 exons. The coding region runs from base 1 to 2661 and encodes 886 amino acids. Gene Ontology annotation, biological process: proteolysis. Lineage: Eukaryota; Viridiplantae; Streptophyta; Magnoliopsida; Asterales; Asteraceae. The record is from RefSeq and is a predicted model, not a curated record. Gene Ontology annotation, molecular function: zinc ion binding; aspartic-type endopeptidase activity; nucleic acid binding.